Messenger RNA from Fusarium subglutinans, 2088 nucleotides. RefSeq lists its product as uncharacterized. Bases 1 to 2088 code for a protein of 695 amino acids. The record is from RefSeq and is a predicted model, not a curated record. The transcript has 4 exons. Lineage: Eukaryota; Fungi; Ascomycota; Sordariomycetes; Hypocreales; Nectriaceae.
AUGCCUGUGUGCGGCCCAUGUCACGAUGCUAUUUGCGACAUCUACCCCAAGGUAGAAACCAUCCAACCCAAACGGGAAACCACCGUAGCGUACCCUUCAUUCGAUCCAGACGCUAAGGGAAAAUGCUGGAUUUGCAUCAAACACGCUGGUUUCUUGGAGGACCACUACCCCGCAGUUUAUGAACGAUGGCUCAAGCAUGAACUGCUAGUCACCGUUCAAGCUGAUUUCGCUUCGCUUGAGCAAGAGGCACAACCAAGAACUCUCCAUAGCCCCUCUGACGAAACUUUGCCACCUGACAGUCGUGGUCGUCAAAACUUGGAGGUUCGUCAGUUGAUCCUAUAUCGCAAUCAUGGAAGCGACAAAAAGUCAGGUUGCCUCGUAGAGCUCCAGUUCUACAAGCAAAGAGUAAAUUGGUAUCCCACCCGUCUACUAGACUUGGUUGGAGAUGAGGGCAUGAUAAAUGUAGUUGUCACCCAAGAAGACAGACCCAUCGGGCCGUACAUGACACUGAGCCAUCGGUGGAGCAACUACAAAUAUGAGAAGCUCACUUCGCAGUCGCUCAGUCGCUUCAGGCGCUCUAUAGAUAUAUCGUGUCUGCCACGCGUCUUCCAGCAAGCAAUUGAGGUCACGAGGUUACUUAAGAUCCGUUACCUUUGGAUAGACUCGCUCUGUAUUAUGCAAGAUACUGCCUGUGGGGACUGGAAGGCGGAGGCCUUGAAGAUGGGCGACGUAUACGCGAAUUCUUUUCUCAACUUAUCGGCUUCAUACACAGCUGGUGACGACGAAAACCCAUUCAUCUUCUCUCCUGAGUCUUGGAAUCACGUCCUCCCCUCUAAGAUCGUCCUAAUGGAUGACAAAGAACUGCGCAGUAAUUUCUUCGUCGAUGGAGACUUGUGGAAAGAUGAGGUCGGCGAGUCACCAUUGAUGGAACGUGGCUGGGUCUUUCAGGAGCGAUUUCUAGCACCACGUGUGCUUCAUUUUGGAAUGCGGCAACUGGCUUGGGAAUGCAACGGAGGAGGCGCGCUUCAAAUGUUUCCGGCUGGCCUACCACCUCGUUUUGAGGAUAACUACAAAAAGGAUGUAUGUUGGCCCAUGAUGAGACCGAUGAACACAUUGAGUUCAGAGGAGUUUUGUAGUCGCUGGCAUGAGAUCGUUACUGCUUACUCCGCCUGUCGCCUCACAUUCAAUACGGAUAAGCUUAUCGCUUUUGCCGGGAUUGCCAAACUUAUUCAAUCCGCGGGGCGUGACGAGUACGUCGCAGGAACUUGGAAGAGCACAAUCAUCGCUGAUCUUGCGUGGUGGGUCUAUAAAGCCAACGGUCGGCUGCCUUCGGGCAAUCAAGCGACUCACCGUGCCCCUAGCUGGUCAUGGCUUUCCUUGGACAGGGAGAUAUGUUUUCACCCCUACCCAUCGGCACACCAUAAACAAGAGUAUUUUUGUCGCGUCAUAAGAACUCCGGCAAGAGAGGCAGCCGGGGUUUCGGUGCUUAGUGCAAACGGCAUCCUCGAGCUACAAGGGCUUGUUCUCCCCGUCGAUUCCCUCGAGUGGCACAAUAUGGAAGUCAGAUCCUUCAAGAUAGGCAAUUUCCAGUUGGACUCCUGUGGAGGGCCAGAAAGCACAAACCUCGAUUAUGAUGGCUCUAAAGCAGACAUUAUGAGUCUUGUGUCUCAGCAGCAGCUUUUUAUGCUUCCACUCUACGCAACUGGGAGACUGAUAGUUGGCAUUUUGGUCUCGAAUUUGUAUACUUACCCAGGCUGGCGCAGGAUAGGUGCGAGAGAGGAAGGUGACAGUGUUGGCUGUGUCGAAACAUCAACUACAGCCAUCAGCAGCGAGGCUAAUACAGCCAUAGCCACCACUGAAAGCUCAACUAUUGUCUUCGAGAAUACUACCGCGACCACCACAACCGCCGAAAGAGAGCCGACUUAUCUCGUCAACCCCAGCUUUGACGAUGACACAACCGCCCCAUGGAUAAUGACGUCUUACCCUGACCAGCUCAUCGAUGAUAACAGUAGCAAUGGAUGCCCUUUUAAGAAUGGCGAGAGUUUAACCGAUAUGGGCGGGGCAUCCAGUUUCCCUGGUGGUGAUUGA